CUGAGCUUGGAACGCUGCGAAAUUCCCACCUCCUGGUUCGGCGGGAAAGCGGCGCCGCGCUUGGAGCGGCUCGUGCUGCUCAACGUUCCCGCCUUCUCUGAUCGGCACCUUCUCAACGUGGCCACCUGGAGUCACCUCAGAUCUCUGUCCCUUCAAGGGACUUACCGUGUCACGGAUUCUGGGAUCCAAAGAGCAGCUCCACACUUGGAAAAGUUGGAAUUCCUGGUGCUUCGGGAUUGCGGCGUCGGCGACUCCGCCGUGGAAUCCGUCUCCCGGUUCGUGAAGUGCCUGAAAUUCCUGGAGAUCGGCCAAGCUCAUUCCCUCACCAACCAGGGCCUGGCUCAUUUAACCAUCCUGCAACACCUGGAGACCUUGAUCCUGGAUCUGGAUGACAAAAUUCCUCCUGGAGACGUCGUCACCUUGUGCCAAGCGCUGCCUCGGCUGAGGAACCUCCAGUUGAGUCCAACUCACCUUGGAGGUGACGCAAUAAAGACAAUUCGGGCGAUUUUACCUCACUGUAAAGUCUCACCUGCCCCUUGA
Molecule: messenger RNA, 540 nt
Organism: Chaetura pelagica (chimney swift)
Lineage: Eukaryota; Metazoa; Chordata; Aves; Apodiformes; Apodidae
Gene: FBXL12
Product: F-box and leucine-rich repeat protein 12
Exons: 1
Biological process (GO): SCF-dependent proteasomal ubiquitin-dependent protein catabolic process
Cellular component (GO): SCF ubiquitin ligase complex
Source: RefSeq, a predicted model, not a curated record